AUCGAGGAUUUUGAGGAGGGGCGGGAUACGGGGGGGUCGCUUCUAGGGGAGCUUGCAGCCAGAAAUUUUACAGAGAUGGAGUUUCUGCAGAAUCAUCACACGGUGAACACCUCCGAGUCGCCGUAUACUCUCGGCACAGGAUCGGUGGGUACAAUCGAGGCAACCAUACCAUCCGCACUUUGCACCGGUUCAUUGGGUGUUCUUUCGAAUGAGGAUACCUUGACCGACAAUCAAAAUGAAGAAACUUUAAGUGCUUUGCAAGGUACAUUACGUUUGCAAGAUUUACAAGCUUCUACGGACGAUAUUACGGGAAGUGGUGAUCAAACUCAACAACAAAUUACAAAUUCAGGCCAAAACCAAGUGGUCGGUAGUGAAUUUGGUAGUGGGUUUUGGGUCGACGAUAUGGCAGGUUUUCCACCAUUGGAUUUGGAUCCUUUGCCUGGUUUGUUCAGUCCUUGUUCGGGGACAUACAAUUGGGGAUGUCCAAGAGGUGAUUGCGUACCAAGGGCGAACAAUGGGAACGGCGAGGGUGUCGCAGACGUAUUGUUAUCCUUGAAACAUGCCGUGGUACAUCCUGGAAGUCCUACAGGAGGAUAUUAUUCUUCAACGGGCGGCCCUAAUACGCAUCACUAUACCCAAGAUUACACCCAAAACUUAGGCCCACCCGUAGGCCCGCCAACUCAUUACACUUCGGCACCCGCAAUGUCCGUCAACGUUUCCAUGAACAUGACGAUGAACAUGAACUUGCAUCAUGGAUACGAGCAAGGUUAUUCGUCGGCAUGGGGUGCAGAGCCCUUGUUAAGUCCCGCUCCCCAAUACAAUCCAGUGGAAGCACAGACGAGAGUAAAUCAAGCACCAACCAAUGGGCUGAUAGGUGGUAGUAGUACUGGUCACGCCCACGCUCAUCCCCAUCCGCAUUCUCACCCCCGUCUCCAAGGACCGAAUGAGCAUGCGCUUUGUGUCAAUGGUGGAGGAGCAACAGUCACCACCCCGGACGACAAUGGCAGACCAAACCUUUGCAGGAUAUGCGGAAAAUCUUAUGCUCGACCUAGUACACUCAAAACUCAUCUUAGGACUCAUUCUGGCGAGAAACCGUUCAGAUGUCAUGCAUGCUCGAAAGCUUUCAGCCAAGCUGCCAACUUGACUGCCCAUACGAGAACACAUUCAGGAGAGAAACCAUUCCGAUGUCCAGUUUGCGAUAGAAGAUUUUCACAAAGUAGUUCCGUGACGACACAUAUGAGAACUCAUUCCGGGGAACGUCCUUACAGGUACGAUGAUGAUUUUUAUUCUUCAUUAUCAAUUUUUCAUACAUAGGGAUAAGGUUGCUCAAGUCGUACCAUUGCUUAAAUCGUACCUUUAACUUUGUUUAAUUGAUUACCGUAUCAACAGCAUUUCUAGUAAGACAAUCAACAAUAUUGAUUCAUUCAAUUAGUUUUUGUUAUCAUCGGUGUACUAGCAUAACCUUUUAAUAAUUAAAUUUAUGACUGUUUUCUUUUUUAUUAUUUUGUGUAUAUGCUUUUGAUAGGUUUUAUACAGCUAUGUAAUAUUGACACACAAAUUAUUGUUCUUAUUUUAAAUAUUUAUUUUUUGUGGUAUUAAAAUAAUCGUUUUUUGUUUUUCGAAAUGAUACCUUAAACUACUUCAAUUAUUGUUUUACUACGUUUAUUUGUAAUAAAACAUACAUCUUGAUUUUUAAUACUCAUAGAAGAUAUUUAAAUUGUAUUGGUACGACUUAAAAAUAGCCUAUUUUUGAGAAUUUUUAAUUGGAAUAUGAUAAGUCCAAAGAAAUGUUCGUUUGCAAGCCAUUAUUAUACAAACUUUCAAAAACAUUUGUUCAUUUUUUUUCAUUGCAAGUCGUCACAUAAUGGCAGCGCCAUAGCUUAGCAAAGAAAACCUCGUAUCGAAAACAAUGUUCUGCACAAUUUCAACAAUUCAUGACCGAUUCACUUGAAAUUUAUACUAAAAUUAUCUAAGGAAUAACUUAAGGGACUUCGCGUCAUUUAGUUAACUUAUUUUUAUGAACAAUUUUUCACAUAUAUAAUUUUACUUCGAUAAAUGAAUCUUGAAAAUAUGAAUGAAUUGCACAUAUAUAAAGGAAUUAACAAAAAAAUAUUUUUAUGAUUAUUGUAAAAACUGAUUGUACUUAAUAAAUAUCAAUAAAUAUUACCUUUCAUUAUUUUGGUUUAAAUUUUAUUCUUGGAUACGACUUAGGCUGUAAAUAAUACGACUAAGGACCCUGAUUCCUUAGUCAUGCAAUAUUCAUUUAUUACAUUUUGUUAAUUUAAUAAAAUAAUUAAAAUCAAUGUGU
Molecule: messenger RNA, 2308 nt
Organism: Polistes canadensis
Lineage: Eukaryota; Metazoa; Arthropoda; Insecta; Hymenoptera; Vespidae
Product: protein glass-like
Exons: 5
Coding region: 76-1314 (412 amino acids)
Cellular component (GO): nucleus
Source: RefSeq, a predicted model, not a curated record